Messenger RNA from Diospyros lotus (date-plum), 1565 nucleotides. RefSeq names its product arogenate dehydratase 2. Gene Ontology annotation, biological process: L-phenylalanine biosynthetic process. The transcript is spliced from 11 exons. Gene Ontology annotation, molecular function: arogenate dehydratase activity; prephenate dehydratase activity. NCBI's taxonomy places the organism in Eukaryota, Viridiplantae, Streptophyta, Magnoliopsida, Ericales, Ebenaceae. Gene Ontology annotation, cellular component: cytoplasm; chloroplast. Bases 151 to 1356 code for a protein of 401 amino acids. The record is from RefSeq and is a predicted model, not a curated record.
CAAACAAGUUGUUAUAUUUCCUGGCAAAAGAGUUCGCACUCGCACGGAUCUUCGACACCUGUUUAAACCUCCCGCUCGAGUCCGCUCCUUUCCUCUCCUCCUCGCUCCUUCUCUCCCUCUCGAUCUCUACAGAAAAAGCCUCGGCCAACGAUGGCGGCGCUCUCGACACGAAUCCCGACGGCUCCUCGUCACGGUCGGAUCAAGUCCAAACCCUCGCCGCCGGAUCGAACAACCAUAAAAAAUGUCAGGCCAAGCGUGUCUCGUUCUGAGCGGCGUCGUAUGUUGGCCGUUCUGGCCAGUCUCCGGCAAGACAACAGCGACGGAUCACUAAACGCCGUUGGAAGCAGUGGUAACGAUAAUAACAACAACGCCAUCGAGUUGCGGAGGCAUAUGGAGGACUUCCCCUACGACUUCAGCUCAAGAGACUCGAAUUCGCUUCCAAGACCUUUAACUUCGGCUGAUUUAUCGAAUUCCUUAGCCGACGGGUCUCGUCUUCGGGUCGCUUACCAGGGGGUUCGUGGUGCGUACAGUGAGUCUGCUGCCGAGAAGGCGUACCCCAACUGUGAAGCAGUUCCGUGUGAACAGUUCGAUACGGUUUUCGAAUCUGUUGAACGAUGGCUUGCACACAGAGCAGUUUUACCAAUUGAGAAUUCCCUGGGAGGAAGCAUUCACAGGACUUAUGACCUUUUACUUAGGCACCGCUUGCAUAUAGUUGGGGAAGUGAAACUGGAAAUAAGACACUGUUUACUAGCUAACUAUGGUGUUAACAUUGUAGAUCUGAAGAGGGUCCUAAGCCACCCACAGGCCCUCGCACAGUGUGAGAACACACUAACAAAGUUGGGAAUGGUCAGGGAAGCUGUGGAUGAUACUGCUGGUGCAGCAGAGUUUGUUGCUUUCCACAAACUCAAAGACACAGGAGCAGUUGCUAGCUCUGCUGCUGCAAGGAUCUAUGGUUUGAAUAUACUUGCUGAAGAUAUUCAGGAUGACUCUGAUAAUGUCACCCGAUUUCUAAUGCUUGCAAGAGAACCUAUAAUUCCCAGGACUGAUAGACCAUUCAAGACAAGUAUAGUUUUCUCGCUUGAGGAGGGUCCUGGAAUGCUUUUCAAGGCACUUGCUGUGUUUGCAAUGAGAGAAAUUAACCUAACUAAGAUUGAAAGUCGUCCAUUGCAGAAGCGGGCCUUGCGAGUAUUUGAUGACGGCAAUAACGAGUUUCCAAAGUACUUCCCUUAUUUAUUCUAUGUGGAUUUUGAAGCAUCAACGGCUGACCAAAAUGCCCAAAAUGCCCUUGGGCAUCUAAAGGAGAUGGCUACAUUCUUAAGGGUACUGGGGAGUUAUCCGUCAGACGCUAGCAUGUAGUGAAUGAAUGUUGAAGCUUGAUAGGAUCCCUUAACUCCUGCAACUAUUUUUAUCUUUGUCACAGGCUUUAGUUAUUUGAGUUAAUACUCUAUACUGGAAAUCUUUCAAGUAAUUAUCUGGUUGGCAAUCAUAUGGUUUUUAACUCCUCAUAGAUACUGCUAGUUGCCAAACUUAAUGAACAUGAAAAGCUUCUUGGAAGUUUGCUGUCC